Messenger RNA from Klebsormidium nitens, 3598 nucleotides. NCBI's taxonomy places the organism in Eukaryota, Viridiplantae, Streptophyta, Klebsormidiophyceae, Klebsormidiales, Klebsormidiaceae. The record is from the annotation of a GenBank genome assembly.
UCUCACCCCCCGUAGCAAUCUGGCGCUACACCCCCUCCGCGUACGCUGCGUAGCACCCGUAGCAGCUACGCAUGUGAAUAGGGCAUAAUAGCAAAUUUGCAAUGCUGCAUUUCUCGUUCUCAGCAGAGAUGUCGCCCAUCGCCAUGGCUCCUGAGAGAGGACGUUUGCUUAAGAGAGGAUGAAAGAGGUGAAUCACAGCAUGAAAGAGAGGAUGAAGAGAAGCAAGAUGCGAGGAGCGAGAGCUAGAGGAUGUUUUCAAAGCUCAUAGAAGUCUUCUGCCCACUGUAAAAGUAUCUUCUGGGACCAGCACACGCAGAAUGGAAGGCCUGAUUGACGUCUUCAGCCAUGCAGACCUGUUUCGAGUGGACACUCGGCCAAACGCUUCAUGGGGGAGCGUGAGAGAGGGUACACCCAUCUUGUUUGAGAGUGCCCGCUUCAAUGGCAGCCCUGGCAGAAGAUUGGGCGAACCAGCAAUUGUGGACUUUGCAACUUUCAAGUCUCUGUUUAAUGCAGCAGCAGCUGGAGUGCUUCAACAGGUGGACUGGCGCAACUGUAUGGUGGCAGGAGGCCAGGUCCUUGGGUGCCUCCGGGGCUUGGCAAAAGACAUCGAGAAACCGUCAGACAUCGACAUCUUCCUUUUUGCACUUGAGGGGCCUGGGCAAAUCUUGUGGAAGGUUCAUACUUUACUAUUCCAGAUCUAUCAGGGCUAUGAGAUUGCCAAUCGCUGCAACCCUGUAACUCGCCCCGAUGUCUUCAUCGAAGUCUUCAGAACAGAGCACACGCUGACCCUCAUUCCGAGGUACGACGUCCCCGUCGAAGGAGGAUUUCUGAGUUUGCCGAAGAUCCAAAUAGUGAUGCGCAACUUCCUCAGCGCGGCAGACGUUCUCGCGCCGUUCGACCUUGACUGCUGCUGCGUUGCUUACGAUGGGACUAGAGUCUGGGCCAGCCCCAGGGCACUCAGAGCGCUCCAAACUGGCAUUAAUCUUGUUGGCCUGAGCUUCCGACACGUGUACUACGAAGACAGGCUGAUGAAGUACUCCAGGCGUGGUUUUGCCGUUCAAGAUCCUGAGAUGAGCGAAAAGCCGCUUGCGCUGCUAGAAAGGUACUUUGGACGACAGCAGGAAAGCAUUGAAAGACUGGGACUAGAGGAUCUGGUGCGGUGCAUCCGUGCCAGCAAGGGGCUGCUGAAGUUACUUCUGGCGGAUCUGGCUGAGAAGAGGGGCAUCGUCUGGGCCAGCGCACUCGUGGAGACAGCUUCCUUUGACGUGACCAAUCCUGAGGAAGGCUUUGAGGAGCAGCACGGGAAUUCGGCCUCCAACGAUUCGCGUCCCGUCGUCUUUCAUCCGCCGCCUCUCUUGAAGUUCUGGAAAGACCACUACCCGAACCUGUUCCUCAAGGACCUGUUGCGCUACUUGGGGCGAGGAGACACAGAUCGCCUCGACUUCGACUUUUACAGCAAUCGUCCUCCUGUCAACCCCAGCCGUGCAGAUUGGGAAAGAGGUAUCACAGAAAACAGCCUGGAGGAUGCCGUCGCUCUUCUAUCCCUGACCGCGCCUAAAUCAUCGUCACAAGAUCGUCAAGCACAGGCACCGUCUCUACAGAAGGAAGUAAUCAAGAAGCAGAAAACUUCUGAGACUAGAACCCUCCUCGAACUACCAAACAUCGUCCUGGUCGAGGUUCUGAACCACUGUACUGCAAAGUCCCUAGCCGCUCUCGCUAUCACCUGCAAGACCCUCGAGCGCGCCGUCGUUCUCGGGGGGGUCUGGAAGCACCUGUGCUUUCGUGACUUCAGCCCCCAACCGGUGUCCUAUUCGUCCGACCGUCCUGGAUUCGACUUGCCCCCCCAAGCUUGGAGCCUAGCUUACCGGGAUCUGACGUCAUUGAAGAACCUGGGCUGGCGUGAGUGGGACGUCAGCCCGUUGCGCGCGCAAGCGGAGAGAUGCCGUGGCAACAUGGCCCUCUUUGCGAGAAACGCGCCGUUCCCGCGCGUCUGGCAUGCCACCGCUGUCUGUAGAAACAAGCUCGUGCUGACUGGAGGAAUCAAACACUCCGUCGGCAUAGAAGGCACGUUCGUCUUCGACUUCGACUCCAAAGAGUGGACCAAAGUGCGCACCAAACUGCGGCAGCGCUGCGCCGUUGCGCAACCCGGCGACGACCCUUUCGAGAGCGUCGAUUGGGACUUCUCGAGCCGCCAGGGCCACACGAUGACCGCCAUCAACGGCCACGAGAUCGUCGUCCUCUUCGGCAAGCGCGGACUCUCCGCGGCGGAGAAGGCGCGCGUGGAGAGCGCAGGGGAAGCGCGCGAGCAACAGUACGUUCCCGUCAACGACCCGCGAAUCGAUGUUUCGAACCUUCUCGACGCGAUCUCCGCCGGGCAGGACGAAGAACUGGACGCGAUCUACGCGAGGCAGCCGCACGGCGGAGGCGGAGGGCGUGGCGUUUCGCCGGUCCUGCGGAAGGGGCACACCGCGUGCCUGCACCCGGACGGAAAGUCCGUGAUCGUCUUUGGCGGCCUGACGUCAGACAAGGGGCGGUUUGAGGAGAGUACGGAAAGGGAGUGCGUCAGCACGGCGGACCUGCACGUGCUGGACCAGGAGACGCGAGACGGAGAGAGGGUUUGGGUUUGGAAGGAGGUUAACACAACCGGGGGAGCGCCCCACUCGCAGCACGGGCACGGCGCGUGCGUGGUGGGCGACCGCUUGGUGAUUCUGGGCGGUUAUAUAGCAAACGAGACGUGGGGGGACUGGCGGGAUCACCCGGGCAUGAAGGUCUGGAUUCUCGACCUGAAGUCUUUGGAAUGGUCCCACCCCCAGCCAAGCAGCCCGCCCGAACUUCGCUCUUACUUCGGAAGCCUCGUCGCUUUUGGUGAUAACGUCGUCAUGAUUGAGGGGGGCCACAAGAUCUGGAUGUUCAACAUGCGGGACUCGACCUGGGGUAAAGUGAAGAUCCGGAAUCAUUGCUUGGUAAAGAGCUUCAACUCGGAUAAGAAAGUCUUCUACGGCAGAUCCCCAGUCGUCAGGGUGGGCCACUCGGUUGCGCAGUUUGGGUUCUCGGUAUAUGUGAUGGGAGGAAACGCGGAGAGCAACAUUUUCGAGCAGAUGGCAGUUCUCGACCUCGCAGGCUUUGAGCAUAGGCCUCGUUAAAAGAUGGGGUUUGGUGUGAGAAGUACGUCUAAAUGAAGUAAGAUAACCGCCAACACCUUCGAGUACAUGGCAGUUCUCCACCCUCACGGGCAUUGAGCAUAUUAGGUUUCGUUAGAGAAGUCUGGUUUUGAAGUACGUCUGACUCAAGUAAGAUAACGGCCGACAACUAAGUUCAGAAACAAGUGGACUGUACAUAUACGGAAGUUUGUCAACAACCAUCUUGAGAUGUCCAGUAGUGAAAGGCGAGUCGGAUCGCAGGCUUGCUUCAGAGCUAGGGUGGUCUCAAAACAUGACACGGUAACUUUGGAUGGAAGAGCAGAUCACAGCUGUAUGGAACUUGAUGCCUGGUUGCUGUUAGACCUUGUUUUGCAUUGAAGCUGGGCGCACGGGCCUCGGUUUCGCAGUUGCGUAGAAUGUAAGGACGAGAUGCGCUGUGUAUUUGGGCUAUUCUUCUU